GCGAGCACCGACGCGUCCAAAUGGCAAGCCCGUAAUUGCCUCGCCGCGUCUGACCCUUUCCGAUCCAUGCGUCUCCCUCCCUCCGUUCCCACUACGCGCCUCACGUCGUCUCGUCCCCGACACACCCCACUCCUCCCCACCGAGCUCCAUUAAUGGCGCAUCCCUUAACUUAGCCGUAAUAAUAGCGGUAGCAAUACGAGUAUGGAGACCACGUGGGGACUGGAAAGCUAGCGCCAGUUCGGGAGGGGGUUGGGGGAGCUUCCCCACAUGGGGUACCAGCCCAUGCACGGCAGCGUCGGCGCCGUCGGGACCUCAGGCGGCGGAACAGACCAUCUGCACCACCACCAGCGCCUGCACAGCCCCCGCAUGGCCGGCGGGGGCUCGAUGACUCGCCGGGCCAACUCGUUCAAGCGCGGCGGGGGCGGCGAGAUCGAGCUCCAGAUCGGCUCCCCACGCUCGCCGAGGAGCGACGGGUUCGGGAGCCCGCCCGCCGAGUCUGCGGAGCCAUCCGGUAGUGGCCCGGGCGGCCUCCACCACCAUCAGAACCAGCAGCACCAGCACCUCCGGUUCCGGCUCUUCAAGCAGCCGGGCUCCAGCGGCGGCGCUGUCGAGGUCGGGCUCGGGCUGGGGAUCCGGGAGAGGAGGAACCUCGGGAACAUGCUGUUCCUCGCGUUCUGCGGCGUUUGCUUGCUCCUUGGUGUCGGCAAGUUCUGGGCAGGCGGGUGGUUCGCGCUCCCUAGCGACGAUAAAGGCGCCGAUUUGCAGGAUCUCUCUGUCUCCUUCUCCAGUGAUAGAGGGCAUCAAGUUGAUCAUCAUUUUGGAAUCAUGGGAGGAAAAGAGAGUGACAGGAUGUUGAGGACAGUGGAAUCUAGCAUUGGUGGAAGAGAAGACAGUGUGGCUGAGGCCUCUGAUGUCUGGUCUCAGCCAAGCAGUACACAGUUCAGACAAUGCAUUGUUUCAAACUCUCAUAAAAAGCAAGAUUCUCACACGAACGGUUACAUUCUCAUAAAUGCAAAUGGAGGUUUGAAUCAAAUGAGAUUUGGGAUAUGCGAUAUGGUUGCUGUUGCUAAGAUCCUGAAGGCAACGCUGGUUCUACCUUCACUUGAUCAUACAUCCUACUGGGCGGAUGACAGUGAAUUUAUGGACCUUUUCAACUGGAGGCACUUCAUUGAGUCACUGAAAGAAGACAUUGAUAUUGUUGAAACGCUACCCCCUGAAUACAGUCACAUUGAGCCUUUGGCUAAAGCUCCGAUAUCUUGGUCGAAGGUGAACUAUUACAGAGAUGAAAUCCUCCCACUUUUGAAGAAACACAAAGUCAUUUACUUUACUCAUACAGAUUCUCGCCUAGCGAACAAUGGCCUUCCUAGUUAUAUUCAGAAAUUAAGAUGCAGGGUUAACUAUAGAUCUUUGAAGUAUUCUCAUACAAUUGAAGAUCUUGGUACUACCUUAGUUUCGAGGAUGCGUCAGGAUGGAAGCCCAUAUCUUGCUCUCCAUCUAAGGUAUGAGAAGGACAUGCUAGCUUUUACUGGUUGUAGCCAUAGCUUGACAUCAGAAGAAGAGGAGGAAUUGUCUAAAAUGCGUUAUGAGGUCAGUCACUGGAAAGAGAAAGAAAUCAAUGGAACUGAGAGAAGAAGUUUGGGUGGUUGUCCUUUGACUCCAAGGGAAACUUCACUUUUACUCAAAGGAUUGGGUUACACACGAAGCACCAGAAUUUACUUGGUUGCUGGUGAAGCUUUUGGCAAUGGAAGCAUGAAGGCACUAAUGGAUGAUUUUCCCAAUAUUUAUUCUCAUUCUACACUGGCAACAGAAGAGGAACUUGCGCCCUUCAAAAACCAUCAGAAUAUGCUUGCUGGUCUUGACUAUAUUGUAGCUCUCCAGAGUAAUGUCUUUAUUUACACUUAUGAUGGAAAUAUGGCAAAAGCCGUACAAGGCCAUCGACGUUUCGAGAACUUCAGGAAGACUAUUAACCCAGACAGGAUGAGUUUUGUGAAUCUUGUGGAUAAAUUUGAUGAAGGAAGGGUGCCUUGGGAGAUUUUCAGCUCAGAAGUGAAAAGAUUACACAAAGAUCGAAUAGGUGCUCCAUAUUUUAGGGAACCUGGAGAAUUCCCCAAGCUAGAAGAGUUUUUCUUUGCAAAUCCCUUGCCUGGCUGUAUAUGUGAGAAACAUAGCGAGGAAUGAAGAUGUAGUAGUGCUGAUGAUUCUUUCCCAGCUGUGCCUCGUAAGUCAGAAAAUAUAGGUCUCUGCUGCCUGCCAGAUGUGACAUGCACAGCUGUUGAGUCAUGAUACUGAGUUUCUUCUGAUGACAGUUGAGACACAGGGCACUGGGGACAUUUAUUUUCAGGUUCAGCCCUCACCGGAGUUCACUGCACGAAGAACAGCGGAUGUUCUGUGAAGCUCAUGGCAGCUGUUAAUCAAUUUUCACACAACCAGAGCAUGUGAAAAGUUAGGCCCAUCACAUGUGCUGCUAUCGGUACAUAAAAGGUAUAUACACCGGAGGUGAUUAUGAUGAGGAUUUUGUAGUAUGUUUCCACAACAUCUGUUGUAAUUGUAACUAGCUGAAUUGCCAGCGCAAUUGCGCAACUGAUUUGAAAAUACGAUGCUAUAUACAGCUCCAACGUCUAUGCUUAUGAAAUGUAGUUACAAAUAGUGAGUGUGUUAUAUAGGUCCUUAGUUCAUAUACUUGAGAAUACAGUUUGAACUUGUUAUGCAACUGUAACAGCUAUAAGAUCCAUAUCCGACUAAUUUGCAUUAAUUUGGCAUCAGAAGAUGAGUAUCAUAGAUCA
Molecule: messenger RNA, 2783 nt
Organism: Phragmites australis (common reed)
Lineage: Eukaryota; Viridiplantae; Streptophyta; Magnoliopsida; Poales; Poaceae
Product: O-fucosyltransferase 35-like
Exons: 9
Coding region: 268-2178 (636 amino acids)
Cellular component (GO): Golgi apparatus; cytoplasm; chloroplast
Source: RefSeq, a predicted model, not a curated record